AGGAGGAGUAAGAGUACGAUAAUUUAGAGCUGGCAGGAGGCGGCAGUCAGGUGUGCAGCAGGUGUGGCCGUGGGAAGCAGGUGUGCAUGCGUGUGUGCCGCGCCCUCCGUCCACCAUGGUCUACCUGGACUCCUUUGACGACUUCGAGAAGGCGGCGGAGCGGGUCUACCUCAACGCGCCCAUGAAGACGAGAUGUGUGAUGAAGUACGACCACAGCAACAGUUGCCUCAAGGUCAAGGUUACGGAUGAUAUUGUGUGCCUGCAGUACAAGACAGACAGUCAACAAGAACUCAAGAAACUGGAGAAACUCAUAAGUAACUUAAUGAAACAUAUGGCUUCUGGAGAGAGAUAACAAUCUUUGCUUUUUCUUUUCUCUCAAUCCUUUCCUAACAUGAUCAUCAGUAAUAAAAUCUAUCAAUAGCUUUUGUA
Messenger RNA from Eriocheir sinensis (Chinese mitten crab), 429 nucleotides. RefSeq names its product signal recognition particle 9 kDa protein-like (gene Srp9). The coding region runs from base 116 to 352 and encodes 78 amino acids. The record is from RefSeq and is a predicted model, not a curated record. Gene Ontology annotation, cellular component: signal recognition particle, endoplasmic reticulum targeting. Gene Ontology annotation, molecular function: 7S RNA binding. Gene Ontology annotation, biological process: SRP-dependent cotranslational protein targeting to membrane; negative regulation of translational elongation. Lineage: Eukaryota; Metazoa; Arthropoda; Malacostraca; Decapoda; Varunidae. The transcript has 3 exons.